Physcomitrium patens is the source of this 1908-nucleotide messenger RNA. RefSeq lists its product as uncharacterized. Lineage: Eukaryota; Viridiplantae; Streptophyta; Bryopsida; Funariales; Funariaceae. The record is from RefSeq and is a predicted model, not a curated record.
GACGAAGUUCCCUGCCGCGUUCAAUUACUUCUGAUUUUAGGAAGUUCUUCAUCAAGGAUCCCAUCAUCCUUGCUUAUAGGCUCUUCAUCCCCAUUUACUCCUCCAAUCUGCGGUUGUAGGGUUCUUUGACUUGGAAGUUGCGGAAUCUUGUGUGCUUGCGAAGUAGCAGGAUGGUUUGGGUGACGGAGCUGAUGAUGUUUUGAAGGUGCUAGGGUGUCGCGUCGUUGUAGGUAGCUGAGGGUCAUGGCAGACGCUGAAGCAUUUACAAGCUGCUCCAAGCGGGUGCUAAUUUACCCACAAAAGUCUGAAUUUGUGUCGCCUUACUUGCGAGAAAAAUAUGAGAAAGAAGCUGGUAAGAACUGGGACUUGUUUUACAAGCGGAAUGCCGAUCGUUUUUUCAAAGAUCGGCAUUAUCUUGACAAGGAAUGGGGCGAGUACAUCAGGGGCACGAUUGACAAGAACGAACAUUGUGACUGUAAACGAGUCAUUUUGGAGGUUGGAUGCGGAACUGGGAAUACGGUGUUUCCUUUAAUUGCUGAAUAUCCCAACAUAUUUGUACAUGCCUGUGACUUCUCUAAUCGAGCUGUCAGCCUUGUCAAGGCACACCCAGAGUACGAAGGAGGCCGAGUGAAUGCAUUCGUAUGUGAUGCUGUUUCCGAGGACUUGUCUGCUUCUAUUCAACCUGCCUCCGUGGAUGUUGUGACCAUGGUGUUCAUGCUAUCAGCGGUCUCGCCUGAGAAAAUGCCGGGUGUUCUGCAGAAUAUCAAACGGGUCCUAAAGCCAGGUGGUUAUGUUCUUUUUCGGGAUUAUGCUGUCGGUGACCUAGCACAGAAAAGGUUGACAGAAAAGGUUCAGAAAAUUAGUGAAAACUUCUUUGCAAGGAGUGAUGGGACGCGUGCUUACUAUUUCUCCGAGGACGAGCUUGUGAGUUUGUUCGAAAAGGAGGGGAUCUUAUGUAAGUCAGUUACCGUGCACUGCCGCCAAGUGGAGAAUCGCUCUAGAUCGCUCGUCAUGAAUCGGCGCUGGAUCCAAGGGGAGUUUUUUCUUCCUGUGGAUGGAGAAAAGAAAACACAAACUUCGUGUGCUGAUUCAAUGGAAGACAUGCAGCAAGCAGCAAAAGUGACCACUAUGGUACAGGAGUCAGUCGAUGUUGACCUUUCUGAGGGUGUCGCAUCUCUUUUCAUGGCCAUACCCACAGUUGAGGUGACAAAAAUCAAAGUUGGCAAUCGCUUGCUGCUUAUCAAAUGUGUAGCAAGGGAAAACCAGCACACAACGAGAGCAACAGGCCUUCUCCUUUGGGAUGCAGCUCCAGCUCUUGCCUCGGUGUUGGAAGCUAAUCCAGCGCUCUAUGACAACAAACGAGUUUUGGAGCUUGGUUGUGGAGCGACAGCACUUAGUUCUUUGAUUGUGUCAAAUUCUGCUGCAACAGUAUUUGCCACAGAUGGUGACCCUGCAAGCAUGAGCCUCCUUCAAGAAAACAUGGAACUGAACUCUAGUUCAUUUCCUGUCGGUAAAGUAUGCUGCAGGAAGCUGGAGUGGGGACAGAAAGAAGAUGUUGAAGCCAUAAAGUCUGAAUGCCAAAGAGCGGGGUUCGAUUUAAUUGUGGGUACUGAUGUCACAUACGUGGCUGCUGCAGUGCCUCUUCUAUUCCAAACUGCGAGCUCUCUCAUCGCCAAGCAGAGCUCGUCGUUGUUCGUAUUGUGUCAUUUUUCUAGGAAGGUGCAGGAAGCUGAUAUUCUUGCAGCUGCGUCUGCUUGUGGAUUUUCUUAUUUUGAUGUUUGGAAGUCCACCUCGCCUCAGCUUGUAGUGCCUGAUAGUUUGCAGGAGCUAGCUUCUAGUAAUGGCCCACUCCGAUUGUUGUGUUUCCGGAUAUCUGAGCAAUGAAAGUAACAUAUGAACACAUAUCUA